Melopsittacus undulatus (budgerigar) is the source of this 1831-nucleotide messenger RNA. RefSeq names its product putative lysosomal acid lipase/cholesteryl ester hydrolase. Bases 421 to 1761 code for a protein of 446 amino acids. Gene Ontology annotation, molecular function: hydrolase activity, acting on ester bonds. The record is from RefSeq and is a predicted model, not a curated record. NCBI's taxonomy places the organism in Eukaryota, Metazoa, Chordata, Aves, Psittaciformes, Psittaculidae. The transcript is spliced from 10 exons.
AUUACUUGCAAUGAGGCAGCAAAGUGAGCCAAGGAGAGCUGGAUGGGUUUCCCACAGGAGCUUGCUGGGAUGAGCCAGGCUGGCCCCAUGCACCGUGCUGUGCCUCAUGUACCCCAGAGCACCCUGAACACCAACACCAGCCCCAUGCACUCCACUGUGCCCCAUGAACCAAUGCCAACCCUGUGCAUCAACACCGGCUCCAGUGCAGGUGCAGAGAGAUCCAGAGGCUGCACAUCCUGCUGUCCACAGAGGUCAUGGGCAGCUUCAGAUGAUGCUGUGCCUUCACCAAGGGGAGAUACCCAGUUCGUUACAACUCUCAACUCUUCUGGUAGUGCCACAAAAACAUUCCCAAGUGAGCCCAGGCAGGAAGGGUGUUUUAUUCCAGACAUUACAGGGAGUGGCAACCUGUGACACUCCCAAAUGCGUGGAAGGGAGGGAACAGCCCGAUGCAUGGUGUGUGAGAGCAGCGUGCUUGACAGUGGAGACCUCCUGCUCGGCAGACAUCAGGAAGAAGAGCACCCCACCUCUUCUGCACCACAACAGGUUGCCAUGAUGUGGCUCUUCGUAACCAUUGCUUAUGUAAUGUGCAUCAGUGAAAAGUCAAAUGCAAGUCCUGAGGUGUCCACGGGUUUUGGUGAAAUCAUCCGCUACCAUGGGUACCCCUAUGAGGAGCAUGAAGUGGUGACAGAUGACGGCUAUUACCUCACCGUGCAGAGGGUUCCUCAUGGCAGAGACAAUCCAGAAAGCAUGAGCACCUCCCAUGAAGCAGAGACACAGGGCUCCAGCAUGUUCUGUCCUUCUCCAAAGCCCGUGGUCCUCCUGCAGCAUGGCCUGGUGUUGGAGGGAAGCACCUGGUUUACCAACUUACCCAACAGCAGCCUGGGCUUCAUCCUUGCUGAUGCUGGCUACGACGUCUGGAUCGGAAACAGCCGGGGGAACAGUUGGUCACAAAAGCACAAAGAGUUUGAGUUUCACCAGCAGGAAUACUCAAAUUACAGCUUUCAUGAGAUGGCCAUGUAUGACCUCCCAGCAACAAUCAACUAUAUUCUGCAGAAAACUGGACAGGAGCAGUUGUACUACGUGGCCUACUCCCAAGGAACCACCAUAGGUUUCAUUGCUUUUUCAUCCAUUCCUGAGCUGGAUCGCAAAAUCAAGAUGUUUUUUGCCUUGGCUCCUAUCACCACAAGCUCAAAUAUGAAGACACCCUUGCUAAGGGUGUUUGACCUUCCUGAGAGGCUGGUUAAGCUCAUUUUAGGACACACAGUAGUCUUCAAGAAGGGCGAAAUACUGCACCAAAUGACUUCCAGACUGUGCAUCUACCCUUUCUUCAAAAGCUUUUGCUCCUUGGUCCUUUACUUGCCUGGUGGAUUUACCGACAGCUUAAAUGUGAGCCGCAUGGAUGUCUACCUGUCCCACUACCCCGAUACAACAUCCAUAAAAACCAUGUUACAUUGGCGCCAGCUCUAUCAAACAGGGGAAUUCAAAUAUUAUGAUUACGGCAGUGACAACGUGUUUCAUUACAACCAGACUACACCUCCCUUCUACAAACUGGAAAACAUGAAAGCCCCUCUUGCUGCAUGGUAUGGUGGCAACGACUGGAUUUCAGCCCCUGAAGAUGUAAACAUCACACUGCCUCGGAUAACCAAUGUGGCAUACAGAAAGUACAUUCCUGAAUUCGUCCACUUUGAUUUCCUUUGGGGUGCGCAAGCAUAUGAACAAGUCUACAAAGAAAUUCUUGCCCUGAUGGAGAGGAGCACCUAGAGUUGGACCAGAGGCGAUGAUUGUUCAUUUCUUGUUUGAUUGAUAGAGCUUCUUUUAGUUAAAAAGAAAA